Colossoma macropomum (tambaqui) is the source of this 5603-nucleotide messenger RNA. Its product is annotated as WD repeat-containing protein 7. Gene Ontology annotation, cellular component: cytoplasm. The coding region runs from base 138 to 4481 and encodes 1447 amino acids. Gene Ontology annotation, molecular function: protein binding. Lineage: Eukaryota; Metazoa; Chordata; Actinopteri; Characiformes; Serrasalmidae. The record is from RefSeq and is a predicted model, not a curated record. The transcript has 28 exons.
CAGCUGACUGCAGUCUGAGGACGAAUUUACAGGGGAACAACAUCAAAUACUGCCGCACAUUUCUGCCCUAAUUCCGCUUAAACCGCCCCGCAGGAGGGACAUGCUGCUGUAGAGGACCUUACCGUUCGAGAGAAAACAUGUCUGGAAACAGUCUGGUAUUACCCAUAGUGCUGUGGGGCCGCAAUGCACCCACACACUGCAUCUCCAGCCUGCUGGUGAUGGACGACCUGGCCACCAUCAUCAGCGGCUGCCACGAUGGUCAGAUCUGCAUCUGGGACCUGACCCCUGACCUCGAGAUUAACCCACGGGCUCUGCUGUUCGGACACACCGCCUCCAUCACCUGUCUGUCCAAGGCCAGUGCAAGCAGUGACAAACAGUACAUGGUCAGCGCGUCAGAGAGCGGAGAGAUGUGUCUGUGGGAUGUGAACGAUGGCCGCUGUAUUGAGUUCACUAAGCUGGCCUGUGCCCACACUGGAAUACAGUUUUACCAGUUUACAAUCGGGACACAGCGUGAGGGCCGUCUCCUGUGUAACGGCCAUUACCCAGAGAUCCUGGUGGUGGACGCCACCAGCCUGGAGGUUCUUUACUCGCUGGUGUCCAAGAUAUCUCCUGACUGGAUCAGCUCCAUGAGCAUCAUCCGCUCUCAUCGCACCCAAGAAGACACAGUGGUAGCAGUUUCAGUCACUGGAAUUCUGAAAGUGUGGAUCAUCACAGCGGAAGUGAGCAGAAUGCAGGAUAUGGACCCCGUGUUUGAGGAGGAGUCUAAGCCGAUCUACUGUCAGGGCUGCCAGAGCAUCUCCUUCUGCACCUUCACUCAGCUCUCCCUCCUUGUCGUCUGCUCCAAAUACUGGAGGGUGUUUGAUGCGGGGGAUUUCUCGCUCCUGUGCUCCGUGCCCAGUGAGAAUGACCAAGCCUGGACUGGAGGGGAGUUUAUUGCUGCUGAUAAAGUUAUUAUUUGGACCGAGGACGGCUGUAGCUACAUCUACAAACUGCCAGCCAGCUGUCUUCCAGCCAGUGAGCACUUCCGCAGCGACGUAGGGAAAACGGCCGAAGGUUCCAUCCCUCCUCUGGUGUACAGCAUCGCAGACCGAGCUGACAAACAGUUGCUGAUCUGUCCGCCGGUGACGAGGUUCUUCUACGGACGCAGGGAGCCCUUCCACAAGCUGCUGGUUCAGGGCGAUUCGGCGGGCAGGUUGACCCUCUGGAGCAUCCCGGACACUUCGCCGCUGCAGCCGCUGUCUUCUGCUGCAGAGCUGCAGGUCUCCUCCACUAUCAGCCUGCAGGAGGCGUUUGAUAAGCUGACCCCGCUGCCCGCCGGCAUCAUCGACCAGCUGAGUGUCCUGCCGGGGUCGGAGGAGCCCAUCAAGGUCACGGCGAGUGUGUACAUCCCCUCACAGGGCCGCCUGGUGUGUGGAAGGGAGGACGGCAGCAUCAUUCUGGUGCCGGCCACGCAGACCGCCAUCGUCCAGCUGCUGCAGGGGGAGCACAUGCUGAGAAGAGGCUGGCCUCCUCACCGAACUCUCAGGGGUCACAGGAAUAAGGUGACGUGUCUGCUGUACCCUCACCAGGUUUCCCCUCGCUAUGACCAGCGCUCCCUGGUGUCCGGUGGGGUGGAUUUCUCCGUCAUCGUGUGGGACAUUUUCACCGGAGAGAUGAAGCACAUCUUCUGUGUGCACGGAGGAGAGAUCACCCAGCUUCUGGUCCCCCCAGAGAACUGCAGCACGCGGGUCCAGCACUGCGUGUGCUCUGUGGCGAGUGACCACUCUGUGGGUUUGCUGAGUCUGAGAGAGCGGAAGUGCAUCAUGCUGGCCUCCCGCCACCUCUUCCCCAUCCAGGUCAUCAAAUGGCGUCCGUGUGAUGAUUACCUGGUCGUGGGCUGCACCGACGGCUCCGUUUACGUCUGGCAGAUGGACACAGGGGCGCUGGACCGCUGUGUGAUGGGUAUAACAGCGGUGGAGAUUCUGAAUGCGUGUGAUGAGGCCGUCCCGGCGGCGGUGGACGCUCUGAAUCACCCUGCGGUGAACCUGAAGCAGGCCAUGACCCGCCGCAGUCUGGCAGCGCUGAAGAACAUGGCCCAGCACAAGCUGCAGACUCUCGCCACCAACCUGCUCGCUGCAGACAACGCAGACAAGGGUAACUUGCCCAAAUACUCCCACAAUUCACUGGUGGUCCAAGCGAUGAAGACGAACCUGACUGAUCCGGACAUGCACGUGCUGUUCUUCGACGUGGAGGCUGUUAUCAUCCAGCUGCUGACGGAGGAGGCGCAGCGGCCCAACCCCACCCUCGUCUCCCCAGAAACGCUCCAGAAGGCCCCCGGCGGAGCGGAUAAGGGCGGCUCCUUCCUGGCCAACAAGAUCUUUAAACAGGUGAAGGAGACCAUCAAAGAGAACAUCAAGGAGCACCUGCUGGACGAAGACGAGGAUGAGGAGGAGGAGAUGCGACGUCGAGAGGAGAAGUCCAAAUCCCUCAGCCUGCUAGAAUACAAUCUGACCAUGGACACAGCCAAGCUCUUCAUGUCCUGCCUGCACGCCUGGGGCCUGAACGGCUCGCUGGACGAGGUGUGUCUGAGCCGUCUGGGCAUGCUCAGACCCCACACGCCCAUCUCCUUCGGCCUCAUCUCCCGCGGGGGGCACAUGUCCCUCAUGCUGCCCACCUUUAAGGACUCCCUCCUGAGGCAGCUGGCCCGGGGCUGCGCUGAGGGCAGAAAACUCUCCGUCUCAGAGAUCGUAGGCAAAGGAACGUACGGAGUGUCCCGCGCCGUCACCACGCAGCACCUGCUGUCUGUUAUCUCACUGGCCAACACCCUGAUGGGCAUGACCAAUGCCACGUUCGUGGGGGAGCACAUGAAGAAAGCGCCGGCAAGGCCUCCAAGACCCGGCACCCCUGAGACCCCCAAAAAGACGGCCCCCCAGGUCUCCAACCCGGCCCUGCAAGGACAGAUCAAACAAGGUUGGAGUCAGCUGGCUGCGAUGCACUGUGUGAUGCUGCCUGACCUGCUGGGGCUCGAUAAGUUCAGACCACCCCUUCUGGAGAUGCUCGCUCGCAGGUGGCAGGAUCGCUGCCUGGAGAUAAGGGAAGCAGCUCAGGCUCUUCUGCUAGCAGAGCUGCGCAGGAUCGGUCAGUCGGGCAGGAAGGACACCAUCGACAUGUGGGCGCCUUACCUCCCUCAGUAUGUGGACACCGUCAGUUCUCCGGGAGCCGCUCCAGAGACCGCCCAGCCGGCCCCGCCCCCUCCUGAAGCUCCGCCCACAGAACCCAAAGCUCCAGAGGAGGAGAUGGACGUGACUGAUGAUGACAUCACCGCAGGCUGUCUCUCUAACCUCCCUCCGAAUGCGAAGAAGAUCUCGAACUCGUAUGAGGAGAGGCGUAAGCAGGCCACGGCGAUUGUUCUGCUAGGUGUGAUUGGGGCAGAGUUUGGAGCAGAGAUUGAGCCCCCUAAGCUGCCGUCUCGCUCCAGGACCAGCGGCCAGGCGCCCGAGGGCUUCGGCUUGACCACCGGGGGAUCCAACUACUCGCUCGCUCGGCACACCUGUAAAGCUCUGACGUUCCUCCUCCUCCAGCCCCCCAGCCCGAAGCUCCCCGCCCACAGCACCAUCCGCCGCACAGCCAUCGAUCUGAUUGGCCGAGGCUUCACCGUGUGGGAGCCGUACAUGGACGUGUCCGCUGUGCUCAUGGGUCUGCUGGAGCUGUGCGCAGACGCAGAGAAACAGCUGGCCAACAUUACAAUGGGGCUCCCCCUGAACCCGGCGGCUGACUCCGCCCGCUCUGCCCGCCACGCUCUCUCUCUGAUCGCCACAGCGAGACCGCCGGCCUUCAUCACCACCAUCGCCAAGGAGGUGCACAGACACACAGCGAUGCAGUCUCAGGGCUCUCAGUCUCAGCAGAACGUUCACACCACCACCCUCGCCCGCGCCAAGACCGAAAUCCUGCGGGUCAUCGAGAUCCUCAUCGAGAAAAUGCCCUCAGAUGUAGUGGACCUGCUGGUGGAGGUGAUGGAUAUUAUCAUGUACUGCAUUGAGGGCUCUCUGGUGAAGAAGAAGGGUCUCUCUGAGUGCUUCCCUGCAAUCUGCAAGUUCUACAUGGUGGCGUACUGUGAUCGGAGUUACCGUGUAGCUGUGGGAGCUCGGCAGGGCUCAGUCGCUCUCUACGAUGUUCGCACGGGCAAGUGCCAGCAUAUCCACGGACAUAAAGGCCCCAUAACAGCAGUGUCCUUCGCUCCAGACGGACGCUACCUGGCCACUUAUUCCAACGCAGACAGCCACAUCUGCUUCUGGCAGAUGAACACGUCUCUGCUGGGCAGUAUAGGCAUGCUGAACUCGGCCCCCCAGCUGCGCUGCAUUAAGACCUACCAGGUUCCUCCGGUCCAGCCAGCAUCUCCAGGAUCACAGAACGCCCUCAAACUCGCCCGCCUCAUCUGGACCUCCAACCGCAACGUCAUCCUCAUGGCUCACGACGGCAAGGAGCACCGCUUCAUGGUCUGAGAACGGUCACGGGGUCCCAACUGUGACCUUGGGUUGAGCUGAGCGGAAUCCUGGCCAAGCUUGGGAGACGCUCAACACUUCUUAGUUUGUUUACAUCGUCGUUUUUGUUUUCCAUUCCACUUUUUUAUUUAAAUUGUGUUUUUUUCCUGUUUGUUUAUUGAAGAGAGUGAUCAGACCAGUCUUUUAGGCUUUGAAGCUACUACUGUUUUCUCAGAAAUGAGUGAGGUUGAGGGUUUAAGGGUGUAGUUUUAAUUACAAACCGAAUGUGUGAAUUUUUUAUUUUUGGUCCAUAACCUGUUCACCACGAGGCCCCUGUGUUCCUCCUAGUAACCCCGUGUGACCUCCUGCAUGAGGUGCGGCCUCUUCUGCUUCUGCUUUCACCUUUUAAGUGACCAGAGCCGACCUGAUGUAUGCUGAAGUGGGCAAAUCAAACAACUUGGUGGGGAGGUCAAUGUUUUUAGGUAAAGCUGUGCUCACUAGAAGUGGCUCUGAGUCCUAGUUUGUGUCUUAGCACUGGCAGUUUAUAGUGAAUGAACAUAAUCACAGCACAUAUAUGUGAAAUAUCACCAGGAAGAAGUCUGGAUUUAGCCUGUUGUGUUAUUUUAUUUUCUGUGGUCUUGUCUUGUCGUGUUAUUGUGAACUGUUUUGCGCCUGUGUGGUUGUAGGCACUCAGAUGCUGUAUCGGUAUUUAUCAAACUAGCUUUUCUCAUCCAGGCUUUGGGGUUGGUGUCCGUUAGUAAUGCUAACGAGCCCCAGGCCCCUCCCUGCACACGCCCGUCUGCUGUAUAUAUAAGCUCAGAGAGUUAAAGUACAGAAGUCUAUUUUAGAGAGACGUUUAAUAGAGAGCUGUUUAAUCUGUACGAGUGGUUGUAGUUCAGUAAUGCGUGACUGACAGUGUUACAGGGAAGCGAACCGACAGAGCGAGUGACUGAGGGAAAGUGAGAGUGAGUGAACGAGGUACUGUUACUGUGGAUCUAGUCACACUUUCUCCCCAUGUAUUUCUCUCACCACCUCUCACUCGUUCUCCCCCUCUCUUCUCCACUCUCCUUUGUUUUUCUCCCUUUUUUAUUCACUUCUGUCUCACCUCGUUUCCUUCCCUUCUAACUCCCUCUCUUCUCUUUC